Neopsephotus bourkii (Bourke's parrot) is the source of this 745-nucleotide messenger RNA. RefSeq names its product G0/G1 switch 2 (gene G0S2). Lineage: Eukaryota; Metazoa; Chordata; Aves; Psittaciformes; Psittacidae. Gene Ontology annotation, cellular component: mitochondrion. The coding region runs from base 157 to 456 and encodes 99 amino acids. The record is from RefSeq and is a predicted model, not a curated record. Gene Ontology annotation, biological process: positive regulation of extrinsic apoptotic signaling pathway. The transcript has 2 exons.
GCUGCCGAGCGGAGCCGAGCCGAGCCGGGCGGAGCCGAGCCGAGCCGAGCGCAGCCGAGCCGAGCCGAGCCCAGCCCCGCCAGCCCGCAACCUUCCCCGCCCCGCAGCUGCCGCCGCUGGACCUGACAUCGUCCAGAUCCACUGCAAUAAAGAAAAAUGGAAACCAUGCAUGAGCUGAUUCCCUUUGCCAAAGAAAUGCUCAGCCAGAAGCCCAACAGGAAGAUGGUCAAGCUGUACAUGCUGGGCAGUGUGCUGGCUUUCUUUGGGGUGGUCAUUGGUCUGGUGGAGACAGUGUGCAGUCCUUUCACCUCUGAAGGGAGGCUAGAGGAGGAGAAGAGACCUGCCCCGAGGCAAGAGCAAACGCUUCCCCACAAACAGGAGGAUCUGAUCUUAGGAAAGAGCAAGAAGCCGGGAGUGAUGCAGAGGGCCCUGGUGACCAGGCAGCACGCCUCCUAAGAGCCCUGCACCAGAGGGGUGCCCAGUGAGCAACCAAGCACAAGAGACUCUGCUGUCCCGUUGUACCUGGUGGUGGUUCCAGCAAGAAGAGAGAAGUGUUGGCUGAAGGAGGAGACCGCAAGUGCAAGACUUGGAAGAAGUGAACGGUUAUAUUUGCUGCUGUGCAGCAGUGGGGAAACAAUACCUUUUGUUGGUAUAAACAUGUGCAAGAUGCACAGCAUGGUUUCUUAUUUUUAUUACAGAUGCAUUUUACAACAUUUUGCAAGAUCAAUAAAUAUUUUAUAUGGUA